AUGGCACCAAAGGUGCGCCGGCGAGCACCAUCUUCGCACGCCCUCACCACCUCUGGCUCCUCAAAGUCAACCUUGCAAGCCAAAUGGCCGCACAUACACGCAUUGGUGCUGCAUGUAAGGGCUCAAAGAGUUUACGUGCAGAAAGACAAGCCCCAGAAUCUGUCUGCUAGUUUGGGCAUCUCCUGCACACCUCCAUCUGCAGCACAGACCGACUUUGAAGCAAGAGUGGCACGCUACCUGGAGAAGCGCAAGCACAGAAAUGUGUUUGCGUGGACCAUGGUCAAGGUCUUGCUAUUGCUGGCAGGAUACACUUCCGAUGACAAAGUGCCAACACCAUUGCUGGAUUGCGCAUUUCAGAUGGUGGUGGAUGUUUGGUUGAAAGUCCUCAGGUCAAACAAUUGCGCUGCACCGCCUGCUGCUGCUGCCACAAUCACCCCUCAGGGUGCCAAGGCACACCUGAACGGCCUUUGGCUUGGUCAAGAUGGAUCAAAGCGUGGCAUCUAG
Molecule: messenger RNA, 504 nt
Organism: Ceraceosorus bombacis
Lineage: Eukaryota; Fungi; Basidiomycota; Exobasidiomycetes; Ceraceosorales; Ceraceosoraceae
Source: the annotation of a GenBank genome assembly